Messenger RNA from Dentiscutata heterogama, 1260 nucleotides. Lineage: Eukaryota; Fungi; Glomeromycota; Glomeromycetes; Diversisporales; Gigasporaceae. The record is from the annotation of a GenBank genome assembly.
CGCCAACAGCAGAUGCCUACAAAUUAAGCAAACCGCUAAUUAGGCUGUUACAUAGCCAUCGAGAAAUUCAAUAUGUCGUACUAGCUAACAUCGCUACAAUGGCAACGCAACGGCCUUAUCUUUUUGAACCUCAUUUACAACAAUUUUUCGUCCGAUCAACAGACCCUGUUUUCAUUCGUAACUUAAAAAUGGAAAUUAUGACAUUAGUUGCGACCGAAAUUAAUAUAACUGGAAUACUUAGAGAAUUGCAGUAUGUAAAAAGUCCUAAUAAAGAUUUUGCGACCUCUGCAAUUCGAGCUAUUGGUCGAUGUGCAAUAGGAAUGCCAGAAAUGGCUGAAAGUUGUCUUAACGGAUUAAUGAAAUUAUUAUGGAGCAAGAAUGAUGCUGUUGUUGCAGAAUCUGUUGUAGUAAUAAAAAGACUUCUGCAAUUACGCCCUCAGGAUAAUGCAGAUAUGAUAAUACAACUUGCCAAAGCUCUAGAUCAUAUAACGGUGCCAAUGGCCAGAGCAAGUAUAUUUUGGCUCGUUGGUCAAUAUGCACAAAAUUUAGAGAAAGUUGCACCGGACAUAUUAAGGAAAGCUGCAAAGACUUUUACAACAGAAGCAGAUGUCGUUAAAUUGCAAAUUAUCAACCUUGGCGCUAAGCUCUUAUCACUUCAUUCCACGGACCACACUUUGAAUCUUUUAUUCCAAUAUGUUCUUAAUCUGGCCAGAUAUGAUCUUAAUUAUGAUAUCAGAGAUCGUGCAAGACUUCUCAGAGGCUUGGUUUUAAUAAGCGAGAACAAAGAAACCAAUAUUGACAAUAUGGGGGAAGGAGUGCUAUCAGAAGAGUAUAAUAAGAGCUCUAUUUUAAAGAACAACUUGAAACAAAUACUUUUAUGUGAAAAAGAGGCGCCUUCAGAAGAAAGUCCAUCUGUAGGAAGGGACAGGUUCAUCUUAGGAUCCAUGUCGCUUGUAUUAAAUUAUUCUGUACCUGGAUAUAAGUCUUUACCUGACUGGCCAACUGAAAAGCCAGAUGGAUCUGUCAGAGAGAAUUUGGAUGAUACAUGGAAUAGAAGCCAAUAUAUCAAAGGAUUCGGAAGUGAUUCAUUUGGACGGUAUAUUCCAUCGUCAACUUAUGAUAAACCCAUUGUCAAACAGCAUAACGAUUCAUAUGAUUCUGAACAUUUCUAUGAUUCAUCUGAUGAUAAUAGAAAUCAUGACGAAAAGACUGCUCUUCGAUAUAACACAAUCGAGGAUGAAGCUUCGAAUGAAGAAACGA